Molecule: messenger RNA, 2028 nt
Organism: Acanthoscelides obtectus
Lineage: Eukaryota; Metazoa; Arthropoda; Insecta; Coleoptera; Chrysomelidae
Source: the annotation of a GenBank genome assembly
AUGGUAUUGGGGGACUAUCAGAAUACUGAAGAAGACCAAAUUUACAAAAUCCUUUUAUCCAUAAUAUGCCUUUACGGGAAUAAAGGUUUGCCUUUGGAAUGUGUAGAUGACGACUUUAAAACAUUCUGUGGUUUCUCUAUUCCAUAUGAAAAAUUCGGGUCAACGUCUUUGCGAUCCUGGAUACUCACCUUGCCAAACAUUUACCUUGUUCGUGAUUUUCACAAUAGAGAAGUUGUAAUUCAACAAAGUAAAAAGUCGACGCAUAUUAAAGAGAUGAUUCUAAAGCAGAAGAAAUGUGGUGGCAAAGUACAAUACGUAAGAAAUGACUAUAGGACGAAUAAUUUCUAUCAAAGGAAGCCAACAGUAAGAAAUCACAAAAACCUUCCAGAGGGGUCUUUUGUACAUGCAUCCAUCAAUAACCCGGCUGUAAAUGACUAUGAGAAGUUCAGUAUUUUCCGUAAAUUGGAAAAUAUGCUACCAUUAUUUUACAAACAUCAAGCUUUAGGGGAUGAUUUUUUCCUGGAUAUAGCAGAUAACAAGCUAGGAUGUUAUGUACCUGAUGCUGAUGAUAUCAAGCAAUGUGGUCUUUGUGUCUCUGGGCAGACCAUAGCUCAGCUCUUAGAAAGAGUGAAGAAUGCAGAAAUUCUAGCUCCAAGGCUCAUUGUGAUGAUUGGGUUUCAAGAUCUUAUAAUGGGCAACAACGUAAACAAUAUGAUUUACGAUUUAAAGCAACUAGUUACAGAACUAAAGCAUAAAAACGCUAGGGUUACACUUGUUACGAUUCCACCGUCUCCCAAGUUGCCUAACUCAAAAAAGCUCCAUGAAAGACUACGCAUUUAUAAUCAAGCAAUCAUGGACUAUUCUUGCUCUUGCGACUUACAAUGCAACGUUAUUGACAUGAAUAGAAUAUUUCAUCAACAGCAAGCUACUUUCAGAAGAGACUUUGAUAGGCUCUUAAAAGUGACGAAAAACGAUCAAUACAAAGUCUUCAGUGAUUAUGGCAGAAAAAUAUUCCUCACAACCCUGAAGACUUGCUUGAAGGAACAGCUAGAAGCUGGGCACUAAUGACAAACUUACCUUCGUCUUAUUAAAAUUAUCUGUAGAAAUAGGCUAACCUUAAUUUGUUUACAGUCUUUACAUAAGUUUAGUGUGUAUUUUAGUUCUCCUGUGAUAUUUUAUAAAGAUAGUAUGGCCACAAAUGGUGGUAUUGUUGAUGUCAUAUUGGACGUUAGAUAAGAUGAACUUGUAUUUGGUAUCAGGAUUACUGUGAGGUCUUUUUUACAGUAUAUCCACUUCACAUUUAUUUUCUCAUGCUAUUGAAUUCAGAAAAAGUACCGACAUUUUAUGUGGAACCUAUUUUACUGAAGCAAGUAAAACAUAAAAGCUAUUUGAGAAGAUUUAGAUAACUUAUUAGGAUGCUUUACAUACCCUAUACAUUAUUUUGUUGUCAUUACUUUAUAAAUUUUUUAUGCAAAGUGUACAUACAUAAUUUCAGUUAACAUUUCUUUGAUGCUAAGCAUACACAUGCAAGCUAUUCGAAAAACCAGGCUGAGCAAAAUUUUGAAAUGUGGGGAGCACACACUGUGAUAAGUGAAGCCAUCGCUAUUUGAAUUAUGUUUUUUAGAGCAGUGGAUAUAUAUUCUGUAGUCUAGAAUUUUGAAAAAUUAACUUUAAUGAAAAUAAUUAAAUUUUUAUGACAGUGAUACCAAAUAUGUUGUUCAGUGUUUUUUGAAGAGUAUACUUAGUGUUAAAAUAGAUAUACUUAUCAAAUUAAGUUAAAACAGUAAACUAGUUUAGAUUAAUGGAAUUAGAAAUUUAGGAAUAUGAAAUUUUGCUGCACUGUGAUAUAUUUGUUUAAAAAUACAAUCAACCAACACUAUAUCUGAUCAAUUUCCCAUUUUUUGUCAUGAUGACAAUAGUUAUAAUUCUGAAUUCAACAUUCCAAAAGCAUAGUUGUAUUUCUGACAGAAAACAAAUCAAAAUUGGAAAAUACAAUAAACAGAACUUUAACAUUUAAGAAAAAGCUCC